Molecule: messenger RNA, 480 nt
Organism: Trichoderma aggressivum f. europaeum
Lineage: Eukaryota; Fungi; Ascomycota; Sordariomycetes; Hypocreales; Hypocreaceae
Exons: 4
Coding region: 1-480 (159 amino acids)
Cellular component (GO): cytosol
Molecular function (GO): L-methionine (R)-S-oxide reductase activity; protein binding
Source: RefSeq, a predicted model, not a curated record
AUGGUCCACGCCGAUGCGUCCAACUUUGCCGAGGGCAUCACCAAGGAUGAUGCCUAUGAGCAGGUGCUGCUCCAAGCCGAAGGGCUCUUUUACGGUCAGCGCAACUGGGCUAACAAUGCGGCUCCUCCGGUGGUGAACAGGUUUGGAUUCUAUGUGCUGGAUCCCUCAGCCAGUGAGCAACUCAUCUUGGGCCCGUUCCAGGGCAAAGUUGCCUGCCAAACCAUCAAGUUCGGAAAGGGCGUCUGCGGCACCGCUGCGGCAACCAAGACUACGCAACUAGUCGAGGACGUGGAGAAGUUUCCCGGCCACAUUGCGUGUGAUAGCGAGAGCCAGAGCGAGAUUGUGGUGCCCAUUGUGUCGGGUGACAAGGUCGUUGCCAUCAUCGACGUCGACUGCGCCGUCCUGAACGGAUUCGAUGAGACGGACAAGAAGAACCUUGAACAACUCGCCGACCUUUUGUCAAAGAGCUGUGACUGGUAG